Ylistrum balloti is the source of this 1547-nucleotide messenger RNA. Its product is annotated as solute carrier family 35 member F6-like. Bases 15 to 1133 code for a protein of 372 amino acids. Gene Ontology annotation, biological process: transmembrane transport. Gene Ontology annotation, cellular component: intracellular membrane-bounded organelle; membrane. Gene Ontology annotation, molecular function: transmembrane transporter activity. The record is from RefSeq and is a predicted model, not a curated record. The transcript is spliced from 8 exons. Lineage: Eukaryota; Metazoa; Mollusca; Bivalvia; Pectinida; Pectinidae.
GACGAAUUUCAAACAUGGCAUGGCCUGUUCGUGUUAUUCUCAUAGCCGUUUUAAUGGUUGUUACUGGCUCAAUCAACACUUUAUCAACAAAAUGGGCUGAUAGACAGAAAGCUAUAGGAAAUCCAGACCAAAAUGAACAUUCAUUUGAUCAUCCUUUCUUUCAGGCUGUUGGUAUGUUCCUGGGUGAAAUGACCUGCCUUGUAGCGUAUGCUGUGGUUUUAAUGAGGAAACGUCACCAGGGGGACCGGGAGUAUGGAAGUCGAUGGGUGAACCCUCUUGUCUUUGCUCCACCAGCCAUUUGCGACAUGUGUGGAACAUCACUGAUGUACAUAGGCCUCACUUUGACUUAUGCCUCAAGUUUUCAGAUGCUUAGAGGUGCAGUAAUCAUCUUCACUGCGCUUCUAUCUGUGGCAUUUCUAGGUCACAACAUAAAGGCCAGAAUGUGGGCAGGUAUUCUCUGUGUCAUAUGUGGUUUGGGAGUUGUUGGUGUCUCUGAUGUCAUAUUUGGUGACAAGAAAUCUAAAGACAUCAAUGGAAUAAUAGCAGGGGAUUUACUGAUCAUCAUGGCACAGAUUAUAGUGUCCGUACAGAUGGUUUAUGAAGAGAAGUUUGUUGCAAGGUACAGAGUCAGUCCAUUGUUGGCUGUUGGAUACGAAGGCCUCUGGGGAUUUAUCAUACUUGGGAUAUUGUUGGUUCCAUUUUACUUCAUACAAGCUCAAGUGUUUAGUAAGCUUCCUACUCACAGACUAGAGGACCCACUUGAUGCCUUCAGACAGAUCAGUAACAACUGGCAAAUAGCUGCUGCUGUCAUAGGUAACAUAGUGAGUAUAGCCUUUUUCAAUUUCGCUGGAAUUAGCAUCACGAAGCUACAGAGCGCCACCACCCGUAUGGUUCUUGAUAGUGUUAGAACAUUGGCUAUCUGGCUCGUCUCAAUUUGUCUCGGAUGGCAGGCUUUUGAGGUAUUACAAGUAUUUGGAUUCCUGUUGCUGAUUUUGGGUAUGUGUCUGUAUUAUAACAUUAUUGUCCCAAUCAUAAUACGACACCUGCCUUGUCGUCGUCAGAACCCUGCCACAGAGGAAGAAAACGAACCAAUUCUACAACAAAACGCUCCAGGUAUACAAGAAAAUGCAUAAACACCUGGUACUGCUCCUGACAUUCCUGGUGAUGAUGCAGUUAUUUAGAACAAGUAAACUCUAAUUAUUAAGUUUGUGUUUGAUUCGUAAGGGCUUUCCAGACAGUUAUACAGGAUGUAUUGAAAAUGAUAUGUAUAUUAAAUCUAGAAUUAUACAUUGAUAAGUUUUGUAGAAUAUUUAUGGAUGGUAAAACAGAUAAACUGGCUGUCAUCCUCUUACCCAAUACAGAGCCAUGAAUGACAUUCUUGUGUCGCAUGAGUUGUCCUCACAUAGAUAUGGAGAAUUCAUGUAAAAUAAUGUGUUUUUGGUGCUUUAGUGUACAGUGGGGAAUCCCCAAUGUGUACAAUGGGAAAUCCCUGAUGUGUACAGUGGGGAAUCCCCGAUGUGUACAAUGAGAAAUCCCUGAUGUGUACA